CUUCAUUCGAGAGAGGGCAGGGCACAAUGACCUCCAGGCUCAAGCACAAGCUCGAGCUCGACCAGGUGAACCUCAACAGCGCAUAUCUCAACGAGUCCUUUGUCCAGGUCGGGACGCCUCUGCCCGCUUUGGCGAAUACCAAGAAGGACAAGCUUGAAUAUGUCCCAGAGUGGAAGCAGGAAGUCACCGAUGAGCAAGGGAGGCGGAGGUUUCAUGGCGCGUUCACUGGAGGCUACUCUGCCGGCUACUACAACACUGUAGGGUCGAAAGAAGGAUGGGCACCGUCGACAUUCAAAUCCAGCCGAACUAAUCGCGCCAACAAAGUCCAGCGUCCCGAGGACUUUAUGGACGACGAAGACAUUCAACAAAUGAAAGAAGAUCGACGUUUAGAGAAUACCGAAACCUUCAAGGAUGAAGGAUUUGCAGGCCAGAGAGAACCACUGGCAGACAGAAACUUGCCAUCAGCUCUUGAAUCACUCAUCGCCCCCGCCCAAUCCUCAAUAGGCCAACAGCUUCUCCAGAAACUCGGCUGGAGACCGGGUCAAGGCAUCGGCCCUCGGGUCACUCUUCGCAGGCUGCGUAUACAAGAAGGCAAGCUUGGCAAGUCUCGCUUGGGUACGACAAACGAGAACGAGCCGAUGGACGAGGAGGUCGCUGGGAAACACACUUUUGCACCAAGAGAUGUGAGACUGCUGGUGUAUGAAGGCAAGGGCGACAAGAUGGGCCUUGGGUAUGAGAAAGGAAGGGGCUUGAACAGACUGCGUAAGUCGGAUUUCAUGCACGAUGAACCCCAGUUGACUUUCACAGCGUCAGCGGCUGGGCCGAGAUUCAUGAAUGAAGACGACGACGACCCAUACUCUGCUGGGCCCUCCGGCAGUCACUAUGCGUUUGACAAUCACGAACAGCCAGAAGACGAGAUAAUCACUCUCGGCCCGAAAGCUGGUUUGGGUUCGAGUACCUCUCGCCCUUCUUCGACCUCAGUAUCGCAUGACACAUGGCACGACGGCCGCCCUAUCUUGCCUCGGUUCGUGCUCGACCCCAAAGGCGUGCCACAGGAUACUUGGUUUCCGAUGCCAGAAAUACCUGCGGACUGGAGACCAAGGCCUGCGAGAGUGUGGGGCACGACGAGAAAGUGGGAUGAACAGCCGGGUGAGAAAAAGAUGGUGAAACCCUCUAUACGCGGUGAACCCGGGAGACCUUUGAGGCAUGAUCAGCGAGGCGCUGCACUUGGCGAAGAGACACGCAUAUCUCAAGCCCAGUCCGUCUUUGAAUGGAUCAACCAAAAAGACAAAGAACGUCUCGCCUCCCUCGCUUCACAAGCCCCGCCACCACCCCCACUUUCUCUUCAGCCGCAAGACGAAGACCCUUCUGCACCUCGUGCUCCAGCAACCUCGGUAGAGAUCCCACCGUUAUCGCCUCGUACAGCGUCGGCCGCUCUCAAGGGCUACGUGCCAUAUGGCGACGAUGUGCAGAAGCAGGAGCGGUACAAGAGCUAUCUUUUCUCCCAGACGUACAACACCAAACAACCGAAUCCUACGCUACUGCCUUCGGGAAGUAUGGACGAUAUCAACGCCGAACUGCAAUCUUUUGCCGAAAGUGCGAGGAUCUUCAAGCCCAUGCCUUUUGCCAUGUCUUCGCGAUUCACUGCUGGUUCCUCUUCGCUGGCAGCGUCCGACCUAAAGCAGGCCAAACCAGGCCUCCAUAUAUUCGACGCGGAAAAGGCGAAAGCGGCUAUCGAAGCGGCCAAAGCCGAGGAACCGGCGGUGGAGCAAAAGAUCCUGACUCCUCGAGAGCAAGCGGCGAAAGAUGGCAAUUGGGGCAGAGCGACGAGAGAGUCAAAAGUCUGGUAUCCCGUCAAACUUGUCUGUAAGCGAUUCGGCGUGGCAGAUCCACAUCCAGAAGGGCCGCCCGCCGAACAAGCUGCAGGCGCCUCGUCGGGGAAGGGUACGGGAAUGGAAGGAAUGCCUCUGCCGUCGAACGAUGCCAGUUGGGAAUCCAAAUUCAUCCACAAACCUACUUCACCCUCUUCCUCUCAAAAAGCACCCCCUCAAGGUCAGGUUCAGGCGGGAGGCGAGCGCCAACCGACAAACAUCUCCGAAGUGGGCAUGGCGGAUGAUAUCAAUCAAGGCCGAGAUACCUUGACGUAUGAGAAGCCGAGCAUUGAUAUCUUCAAGGCCAUUUUUGCCGAUGAUGAGGAUGAUGACGAGGACGAGGACGAGAAUGGGGAAGUGGACAAGAUAGAGACGGAGGUACCGGCGGGGAGGGAGCUUUAUCAAGAUCCUUUCCCUCCGCCCAAAGCGCCUUCACCGAGAGAAGAGAAGCCGGUGGACCUGGCUACGUUCAAACCCGUCUUCAGUCGCAAACGAGAUAGAGAUAGGGACGACGAGGGCAGCAAGGAAGAUAGAAAGAAGGACAAGAAAGACAGGAAGAAUAAGAAAAGGAAGAGCCAGGGUGUAUUGUCGUUCGAUGUGGGGGAAGACGGAGAGGAGGACGAGCCAAGGGAAAGAGAUAUGGAGAAGAAGAAGAAGAAACCUCUGAGAGAAGAAAAGAGGGGGAGGGAUAGAGAGGACGAAGAGUCAAGAGAAAAGAUAGAGGGAGAUGGGUCUGUGGAAGAUACACAUAAGAAGAAGAAGGACGAUGUUGAGGGAUAUGACGAAGGAGACUGGAUAGAGAAACCUGCCAUCGUGCCUCGCCUUGCCGGGAGGAAGGGGGCAGCAGACUUCAUGUAG
This is a messenger RNA of Cryptococcus amylolentus CBS 6039, 2729 nucleotides long. RefSeq lists its product as hypothetical. The record is from RefSeq and is a predicted model, not a curated record. Lineage: Eukaryota; Fungi; Basidiomycota; Tremellomycetes; Tremellales; Cryptococcaceae. Gene Ontology annotation, molecular function: RNA binding. Gene Ontology annotation, cellular component: nucleus. Gene Ontology annotation, biological process: mRNA processing. The transcript is spliced from 6 exons. The coding region runs from base 27 to 2729 and encodes 900 amino acids.